CCCAAAUCGUACCUGUUCAUCCAUCCACAAAUCAUUUGGGCAAAAGACUUGCGCUUUGGAAGUGAAUCACUCUGUGUAUCAAUGGAGGGUUUUCUUGGGAAUGGAGCUUUGAAGAUAGUGAUUCCGAAGCUUAUAGAAGAAGGUUGGGAUGAUGUACCAACCUUGAAGCUUAUGAAAUCAGAGGAUAUGGAUGCAAUCAACCUGACUCAGCAACAAAAGGAUGCACUGGAAAUGAGGUCAUACCUCCAUAAUCGUGCUCUGAUUCAAUAUGGAGAUAAGCUUGAGUCCUCUGGGAAAUCUCUUCAAGAGCUUCUUGGGUUAAGUACUGAUGAAAUUUCUUCUCAGUUUGGUAUGAAGAGAGGCCAUGUCGCUCGUUUCAUAGAAAGAAGAACCAGUAAUUCUUCUGCACCAGAUCCUUUGCAGCAACCACCCCAAGCUCUCACUUCAAGCAGAAAUGCCACCAAAACUUCUAGUAACAAUAGCAUUCACAAGGCCACAAAAAUGGAUCCUAUGUUGUACAGAGAAGCCAUGGGAGACAAAGAGAACCAGAUUAGUUGGUCUGGCCGAUUGUUCUCCUGGAUUAAUUGGCCAAGUAAGCCGAAUACCGAGAUCGAAGACAACAAUGAAGAUGUCCUCCACCUCAUGCCAUACAUUAAUGACCAACAUCAACUUGAACUGCAACUCACUUCACAUAAGAACACAGUUCUCCAUGUCGCAGCCCAAUUCGGUAACCAAAUAUAUGUGAAAAUAAUCUUAGAAAAGGGUCCGUCAUCAUCGUUGUUACGCUGCUUGAAUAUGGAUGGCGAGACUCCUCUUCAUAUUGCAGCGAGGAAAGGACACUUGGACAUAGUGAAAGAACUCAUAGAACGUGCAAAAAGACUAGGCCGUGAAGAAGUUGAAAGCGGGGGUGGAGCAGCCAAGGAGAUGUUGAGGGCCACAAAUAAGGACAAUGACACUGCCUUGCACAUGGCCGUUCGAAAUGGUCACUCAGGUGUGGUGGAAUUGUUAACUACAGAAGAUCCUGAGUUUACACAUCAACCCAAUAAUGCCGAGGAAACUCCAUUAUACCUGGCCGUUGAGAGACAACUCGAUGACGUGGUGUUUAUGAUUUUGAAAAAUUGCAAAUCGCCAGCUUAUGGUGGCCCAAAGGGUCAGACUGCAUUGCACGUGGCAGUAGCUUGCCCAUGGAGAACAGAAAGCUCAAAAACUUUCUCCAAAAUGAAGCUAGAUCAAAGCGCACAAUUUUUAUUGGAUUGGAACCAAGAUCUAAUCAAGGAAACAGAUGAGCACCAAGAUCUAAUCAAGAAAACAGAUGAGCACGGGUGGACACCAUUUCAUUAUGCAGCAUGUCUUGGUAAUCACUAUGCAGUUAAAUUGAUGCUAGAAAAAGAUAAAUCAGCUGUGUACAUUACAACAAAUGAGGAGGGUGAUGAAAAGACAGCUCUUCAUAUAGCUGCUGCUAAUGGGUGGCAUCAAGUAAUGGAAGAGCUUUUAUCACAGUGUCCAGAUUGUUGGGAGAUGGUCAACAGUGAAGGACAAAAUGUGCUUCACAUUGCUGUGGUGGAACAGCAAAAAGAGGUGAUAAAAUAUAUUUUUAACAAGUCAUGGAUUAUCCAUCUUAUAAAUCAAAAAGACAUUGAAGGAAAUACACCACUCCAUCUGCUUGCUACUGAUUCCAUGCGGGAGCUCUGGCAUUGGCGGAAGGCUACAAACAAUAAAAACAUGAUCCCACAAGACCAAUUGCUGUCUUGUAGUAAGGAAUACUCACUUGGUGUUGCGAGAAAUAAAAUCAGUCGGAAUCAAGAGUCAAGAAAAAUAAGGAAAGAAGAAAGUAAGAAUACGAAAGCACAAGUCAACGAAGAAUUGAAGAAAAUGGGUGACACCCAUAUGAUAGUGGCAACCCUGAUAGCAACCAUCACCUUUGCGGCCGGUUGCACGAUGCCUGGUGGUUAUAAUAGCAAUGAAGGUUCAAAUCAAGGAAUGCCACUUCUACUAAGAGAAGCAGCUUUUAAAGUAUUUGUUAUUACAAAUACUAUAGCCAUGAUAUGCUCUACUUCCUCUGCCUUUCUAUACGUCACUGCCUCAGUUUAUUAUGUCAGAAAUAAAGAUGAA
This is a messenger RNA of Camellia sinensis, 2112 nucleotides long. Lineage: Eukaryota; Viridiplantae; Streptophyta; Magnoliopsida; Ericales; Theaceae. The record is from RefSeq and is a predicted model, not a curated record.